AUGCCAUCGCCUCUCCUUAACCUGGCGACGCUCGCCUUGGUUGCAGCGCCGGCCGUUGCAACCAACACCAACUACAACUUGCUCUACAAAUUUGACCAAAGCAACUUCUUUCAAAACUUCUCUUUCAAUUCCAACCCUGACCCGACCCACGGAUUCGUCAAGUACUUGGAUUACAAUGAUGCCCAUGACGCAGGCCUUGCCAAAAUUCAGUCUGGAAAUGUGUAUCUCGGUGUUGACUAUACCAACACAUACACCAGCGGCGGCCGCCCUUCAACUCGUGUCGAGUCCAACGUCGAGUUCGACCAGGGCCUUCUCAUUGCCGACAUUGCCCACAUGCCCGCAAAUGCUUGCGGUAUCUGGCCCGCCUUCUGGACUACCGGCUCCAACUGGCCCCAAGAUGGCGAGAUCGAUAUCAUCGAGGGCAUCAACCAACAGGCCACUACUCAAGUAGCCCUGCAUACAUUAGAAAAGUGUGACAUCUCUACACUUGGCUCUCAGCAAUCUGGCCAAUUGAUGGCGACCGCUUGCUCAACCACUAAUGGUGCUGGUGGUUGUACCGUCAAGGGAACCCAAGGUAGCUAUGGAGACGCCUUCAAUGCCUUGGGCGGUGGUGUCUAUGCCAUGGAGGUGACUUCUCAGGGCAUCAAAAUCUGGUUCUUCCCACGUUCAAGCAUCCCCGAAUGUAUCACCUCUGGCAACCCUGAUCCCGCCAGCUUUGGUACACCAAUGGCUGUCUUCCAGGGCACCUGCGACUUCCAAAGCGGCUUCAGAAACCAGAAGAUUAUCAUCAACACCGACUUCUGUGGUGAUUGGGCAGGUUACAGCUACGGUUCUUCGACCUGUGCCUCUAAAGCUGAUGCUGCUAGCCCUUCUACAGCCCACUCGUCUUGCGAAGCUUACGUUGGAGCUAACCCAUCUGCUUUCGUUGAAGCUUACUGGGAGAUUGCGUCUAUCGAGCUUUACCAACAGGGAGCUGCUCCUACAUCGUCGUCUGCACCUCCGUCCGCGACUGUAACCUCCACAACUCAGACAACUUCUGUUCCCACAUCCACGGCUCCUGCAUCUACAACCCCUGCGUCCUCAGCUCCCACUUCUGCUCCUACGUCCACUGUUCCUACUUCAACCGGAUCUGUCUCGCCUACAAGGAGCCCCGUCCGCUCAUCUCCUGUGGUCAACCCUAGCAGCCAAGCAGUUGCCCCCAGCUCAGGCUCAGGAUCAGGCUCGGGCUCAGGCUCGGGCACCUCCCCAGGAUCUGCUCGUAUAUCCCAGGGUACCACUUCCUGUUCCUCCAAGAGCACACUCACCGUGACUUCGCUGGUUUCUCCCACCAGCAGUGCUCAGGUCGUCCCGACAACCACCCCCUGCUCGUCUACCAGCACUUUGACAGUGACCGCCUUCUCUAGUCCUGCUCCUUCAGUUCAAGCAGCUAGCACUGCAUCCUCGAAACUGACCACCACCACUGUUAUUGUCACGUCAUAUGUGGAUGUUUGUCCUACCGGUUUCACCACAAAGACUGUCACGCAAACUGUCACUUAUUGCCCUGCUGAAGCUACCGGAACCAGCAUCGCUCCUGUCUUCACAACCACCUCAAAGCUUUGCACUACUGGCUGUGCACCCACCCCCACAACUGUUGUCGUUGUGAUCCCAGUGGAGACAGCUACAAUCCCAGCAAAAGCCACUGGUACUUCUCUCGGAUCUGGCAGCAACCCAGCUUCCGCUACGGAAACUACAACUUUACCCGCAAAUGCGGCCGGUACUUCUCUUGGUUCCGGAAACAACCCAGCACCCGCUGAGACUGCAACUCUGCCUGGAAAAGCAGCCGGUACGGCUCUUGGUUCCGGAAACAACCCAGCACCCGCUGAGACUGCAACUCUGCCUGGAAAAGCAGCCGGUACGGCUCCUGGAUCUGGGAGCAACCCAGCAUCAGCUGUAGAGACUUCGACUUUGCCCGCACCUGCUGUCUCUGCACCCGCGACUCUUAGCACGGCAGUUAACCCAGGUCGUCCUCCAAUCUACUCGACUGGUGGUUUUGUUCCGGUAGCUCCUUCAUCUGCUAUCGUCCCUCUUGCUCCCAAGCCAUCAGGCUCAUUAUCCGGUGGUGGCAGCGUUACUUCCACCAGUGUGAAGCCCGCUUUCACUGGCGCAGGCAGCAGGAUAACACCAUCAGCUGUAGGCUUCCUUGCCGCAGCUGUUGGCUUUGUACUAUUUGUUUAG
Talaromyces stipitatus ATCC 10500 is the source of this 2214-nucleotide messenger RNA. RefSeq names its product GPI anchored endo-1,3(4)-beta-glucanase, putative. Gene Ontology annotation, biological process: glucan catabolic process. The transcript has 2 exons. Gene Ontology annotation, molecular function: hydrolase activity, hydrolyzing O-glycosyl compounds. The record is from RefSeq and is a predicted model, not a curated record. Bases 1 to 2214 code for a protein of 737 amino acids. NCBI's taxonomy places the organism in Eukaryota, Fungi, Ascomycota, Eurotiomycetes, Eurotiales, Trichocomaceae.